Molossus molossus (Pallas's mastiff bat) is the source of this 939-nucleotide messenger RNA. RefSeq names its product olfactory receptor 1052-like. Gene Ontology annotation, biological process: sensory perception of smell; G protein-coupled receptor signaling pathway. The transcript has a single exon. NCBI's taxonomy places the organism in Eukaryota, Metazoa, Chordata, Mammalia, Chiroptera, Molossidae. Bases 1 to 939 code for a protein of 312 amino acids. The record is from RefSeq and is a predicted model, not a curated record. Gene Ontology annotation, cellular component: membrane. Gene Ontology annotation, molecular function: odorant binding; olfactory receptor activity; G protein-coupled receptor activity.
AUGGCAGUUUGGAAUCAUACAGUUGUGAAAGAAUUCCUUCUGGUAGGUUUGACUGAAAAUCCUAAUUUGCAGAUUCUUCUCUUUUUGCUUUUCACCAUUACUUAUUUUAUCACUCUGAUAGGUAAUUGGGGGAUGAUGAUCUUGAUCUGGUUAAAUGUCCGUCUUCAUACUCCAAUGUACUUUUUUCUUAGCAACCUCUCCUUUUGUGAUGUCUGCUUCUCUACUGUCUUUUCUCCUAAGAUGCUCAUCAAUUUCCUAUCAAAACACAAGUCCAUCACUUUUUCUGGCUGUCUUUUACAGAGCUUCUUUUUUGCAGUUUAUGCAACCACAGAAGGGGUCCUCUUGUCUAUGAUGGCAUAUGACCGCUAUGUAGCAAUAGCCAAACCUUUGCUGUAUACCGUCAUUAUGACUCAAAGGGUUUGCAUGCAGAUGGUCCUUGCAUCUUACUCGGGUGGGCUCAUUAACUCAAUGACACACACAGUUGGUCUGCUCAAACUAGACUUCUGUGGUCCUAACAUUGUGAAUCAUUAUUUCUGUGACAUCCCCCCUCUUCUGAAGCUCUCUUGCUCUGAUACACAUAAGAAUGAGAUGCUGCUUUUGAUAUUCACUGGAGUCAUUGCAGUGUUCACUUUCAUUAUCAUCAUGUCCUCUUAUAUCCGCAUCAUCAUUUCCAUCCUGAGAAUUCACUCAGCUGAGGGGAGGCGCAAAGCCUUCUCCACUUGUGCUUCCCACCUGACCGCUGUGACCUUAUUCUAUGGGUCUGGAACCUUUAGCUACAUCCAGCCAAGCUCUCAGUAUUCCCUGGACCAGGAGAAGAUCUCUGCUGUGUUUUAUACUUUGGUGAUCCCCAUGCUAAACCCCCUGAUUUAUAGCCUAAGGAAUAAGGAUGUGAAAGAUGCAGCAAAAAUGUCAACAUGGUGGAAAAGAACUUCAACUUGA